AUGAUGGAUCCAUACGCAACAACUCAUAGAAGAUUGAAACAGAUACAGGGUCAUUUUAUGACACCACAAUCAUUAAGAGUACUACCACAAUUUACAUUAAAUUCAUUAAAUAAUAAAUCAAACAUUUCUUCAAUGUGGAGAAAAUUAACAACUUCUUCUCGAAUAGGAGCAGUAUCAAUACCACCAUUAACAGCAUAUUAUAUAUUUAAAUUAUUUAAAGGAAAACAUAGAAAAUUUAUAAAUGAUAAAGAUAUUGAAAUUAUUAUAAAAGAGAUCUCUGGUAAUGAUAUAUUUGAUCAAGUUGUAAAAUUAGCAAGUAAAGUCAUUGGAUUUUUGGGUGUAAUUCAAAUAUCAAAUAGAAUGGAAACUCAUUUAGGUGUAAAAUUAACAUUUUCAAAAUCUUAUCAAUUAUUAGUUACACUCUCUUCAAUUUUAGAUACAAUUUUAUCAUUUACAAAAUUAACUCAAAAAUGGGGAAUAAUAUUUUGUAUAGUUAGUAUUUUAUAUUGUAUAAUUAAUAUAAGAAUGUUAUAUUUAACAUUGGCACAUAAUAAAACGGUUGAAAGAUUAUUAUCAGUGACAAGAACAAAAUGUCAAGGAUUUAAAAUGAAUAUACCAGCAUUGGGGGCAUGGGGAUCAGUAGUUGCAAUUACAUUUUACAUUUGGUUAAAAGAAGCAAAGAAAUUAGCACAAUCUACAGGUGGUAUUUUAACGAUGACAGCUUUUCUUUUAUCAGCAAUCGCAGCGAUUAGAGUUGGAUUAAGAGCUGCAAUGACAUCUUUUCCAGGUUUAACACCUUUUGAAGGUAGUUCUGCAGUUGUAAUCGCUAUUAUUUUAGGUGCAUUACCAUUAAUACCUUAUUAUACAACUUCUGAAUGGUCAAGAACUCUAUUAUCAGGUUAUUUAUCAAUUGUAAUUUCAAUGAUAAUUAAUUCAUUUUUUGCUUGGAAAACUCCUUCAAUGCUUUAA
This is a messenger RNA of Dictyostelium discoideum AX4, 969 nucleotides long. Its product is annotated as transmembrane protein. Lineage: Eukaryota; Evosea; Eumycetozoa; Dictyosteliales; Dictyosteliaceae. The transcript is spliced from 4 exons. The record is from RefSeq and is a predicted model, not a curated record. The coding region runs from base 1 to 969 and encodes 322 amino acids. Gene Ontology annotation, cellular component: membrane.